Messenger RNA from Carassius auratus (goldfish), 348 nucleotides. Its product is annotated as dolichyl-diphosphooligosaccharide--protein glycosyltransferase subunit 4. Gene Ontology annotation, cellular component: oligosaccharyltransferase complex. The coding region runs from base 142 to 255 and encodes 37 amino acids. NCBI's taxonomy places the organism in Eukaryota, Metazoa, Chordata, Actinopteri, Cypriniformes, Cyprinidae. The record is from RefSeq and is a predicted model, not a curated record. The transcript has 3 exons.
UGGUCCGCGAGUUGUUCCGGAUGUGACGUGUUCAGAGACCCGUAUGAACGUGACGUGUCUCAAUCCCGGAAAUCAGCAGCGCAGGAGCUUCUCGAUCCGCGACGGAUUCCUCAAACAUCACAUAAACAACAAUAAACUGAGAUGGUGACUGAUGUGCAGCUGGCCAUCUUCGCCAACAUGCUGGGGGUCUCUCUGUUCCUGCUGGUGGUCCUCUAUCAUUAUGUAGCUGUGAACAACCCCAAGAGACUGGAGUGAGAGAUGCUGAAGUCCUCGUUCACCGGGAGGAUCCGGACGCCUCCACACUUGCGUUUUACAUGAAACUGAUGGGAAUAAAGCUGUCAAGUGUGA